ACUAGGCUGCCACGGCCCGUAGCCAUUCCAAUGGUAAAAAAAAAAACCACUCGGGAGUCGGUAGUACUGAAUUUUGAUACAUAUCGCAAAUCUUUGUUUCCAAGGCAUUCCAAUCUCUUCUGUUAAUUUCUCCCGGUUUUUCUCCCCUCAAAUACAAAUACAAGUUACUUCUUCUGAAAGUGUCGUCUUCAUCACAACAUUUCCGUCUUCCAUUUCCCUCUCUUACAAGUCUUCUCUUUCUCUCUCUUUCUUCUUCACUCCUCUCUCUUUCUCUUUCUCUUUCUCUUUCAUUUUCUCUCUCCUCUUCUCAUCUAUCCUUCUCAAGUCCUCUCCACCGCACCGAUCACUCCCUCAAUCUCUCUCUCUCUUUCCUCAACCGCUGCAAAAAUGGCGGCUCUUCAACCUCCAAUCGUUUCCAGAAUCACAGGAGGAGAGAGAAAUCCUGCAUAUUUCACUACUUUCAUGGCCAAACAACUCUGUGCUAAUGUCAUGUUCAUCAAUUCUCAUUUUUCGGCGGUUUUGAAGACUAAUUGCUGCACUAAUUCUACCGCUGCUUCUGUUAGGGUUCGUAAUUGUCCUCGUAUUCGAACUUCUUCCAAAAUUCGGUGUCGUUUUAGCUCGCCGAAUGAUGGUGAUAGCAUUACUGGUAAUUUUGAAGCCGAUGAUGCUGAUUACGUCAAUUCUACUGUCCUCGAAGCUGUUGAAGUGAAGAAUGGAUCAGAUGGUUUUAUGAUCAAAAUGAGGGAUGGAAGAUACUUAAGAUGUGUAUAUAAUCAUCCCAAAGGGGGGUAUCCACCUGACUACAUUUCACACCCUGCUAUUGUGCUGAAGCUGGACGAUGGAAGCAAUAUUUUACUCCCAAUUAUUGUUUUGGAGAUGCCUAGUGCUUUGUUGAUGGCUGCGCUUCACAAUGUUGAGAUGGCUAGGCCAACUAUGUACCAAAUAGUGAAGGAAAUGAUAGAAACAAUGGGAUACAUGGUGAAAUAUGUUCGACUUACCAAGAGGGUGCAAGAAGCUUAUUUUGCAGAACUUUGUGUCAUGAAAAUGGAUUCUGAAACAGAGUCUCUUAGUUUUGAUCUCCGACCUUCUGAUGCCAUCAACAUUGCUGUAAGGUGCAAGGCCCCUAUACAAGUUAACAAGUCUUUAGCACUCAAAGAUGGUUUGAAAAUUGUUGAGCCUACAAAUCCAACAUUGAUACCUCCUCAUCCUGAUGGUUCUUUGCUAUUGGAAAUGGAUAGACCAGAUGGGCAGCCCUGUCCCGAAAGUGAAGAAUUUGUCCUUCUACGCAAUAUGUUGAUUGCUGCUAUUGAGGAGCGUUAUCAUGAUGCAGCUCAGUGGAAGGAUUUACUCAAGCAGUUCAGGUCCAAACAAAAAAAGUGGACAUGACAUGUUUCGUAUUGCAAUGUAUCUUUGUAUCUGGAACCAACUGUUGGCCUGACAUGCCUUAUUCAUAUGCAAGUUCUAUGGGUAGUCUGUUCAGUUAAUCUGUCAUUUAAUUAUGUGAAUAUGUACAUUACUAAAUACAAGCACGCAGAAAUAAGUAGACACAUGUAUAGACAUCCAGAUAAUUAUGUAAGGCAGCGUGUUGAUGAUAGUUUUGUUGACAUUGGUGAGAAUACCUGUAUAUUCCCCUUUUGGUUAAAAAGGUUCAAGUUCACUUGAAUUUACAUGUAGAUUGUACAGCUAUGAAGCAUUUUUUUACAGCCUUUGAUCUUCAAAUGAUGUAGUUGUUUCUUUGGAACAGUUUCUUUGUACAAAGCAACUCAAUUUUUCAUCUUA
Chenopodium quinoa (quinoa) is the source of this 1779-nucleotide messenger RNA. Its product is annotated as bifunctional nuclease 2-like. The record is from RefSeq and is a predicted model, not a curated record. Gene Ontology annotation, cellular component: nucleus; VCB complex. Bases 388 to 1386 code for a protein of 332 amino acids. The transcript has 10 exons. Gene Ontology annotation, molecular function: nuclease activity. NCBI's taxonomy places the organism in Eukaryota, Viridiplantae, Streptophyta, Magnoliopsida, Caryophyllales, Amaranthaceae. Gene Ontology annotation, biological process: protein ubiquitination.